This is a messenger RNA of Agrilus planipennis (emerald ash borer), 1124 nucleotides long. RefSeq lists its product as uncharacterized. The record is from RefSeq and is a predicted model, not a curated record. The transcript has 5 exons. NCBI's taxonomy places the organism in Eukaryota, Metazoa, Arthropoda, Insecta, Coleoptera, Buprestidae. Bases 212 to 982 code for a protein of 256 amino acids.
UUUGAUAUGAAUCUUUUACUAUCAUAAGGUCGGUGGAAUAGAGUAAAAGCCAAACUGGUCGUUUUUGUUUAUAAAAGUGGGGAAAUGUUGUGACUCGUUAUACAAUCCACUUUCAUUGCUCCAUAAACUGUUGUGAUUCUUAGUGCCCACGACCCCUAAUGCUGAACUUGUUCGAUUGUUAUUAUUUUUGUGAAACGAAUUGUUAGACGCCAUGAAUUUUGCAGUUUUUGUUUACUUCCUCUGGUCUAUUAUCACUUUGAAUAUUUUCAGUAUUGUCACUUCUCAGUCAGAUAAUCUAGCGGAUUAUUUUUCCCACUGCAAAAAGAAUGAGUCCGACUUUGACAAUUGCGUCAAAGACGGACUCAAUGGAGUUCGACACUUAUUCAAAACAGGGGUGCCGAAGUACAACAUAGCCCCAUUCGAUCCAUUUUUUGCAUCCGAAGUCCCUCAGAAGGUGGGAGGUCGAUUUUUCAACUACAAAUUAAUCCUGAAAAAUGUUUUUGAAUCUGGUUGGACAAUUUCUCAAGUUACGAGAUUCAGGAGCGACUUCAAUAAAAAUAUGAUUCAAUACACUCAAUUCUUCCCGGAUAAAAAAUUAAAGGGCGAGUACGAUUUUGUUGCGACGAUUUUUGGAAAUACGUAUGCAAAUAAAGGACCGUGGAAUUUGAGUUUGUAUGACUUCGUACAAACGACAACGAUUACAAGAAAACCAAGAAUCGCCAGCAACGCCACCCUUGUCUACGAUACACCCCUUAAGGCCAGCGUAGAGGUUCAAAGCUGUAAAAACAUGGAAUUACACAUAGGGCACUUGUUACAGGGAAGAACGGUCAUUGAAAAUCUUGCGGAUCGUAUUAUUAAUACAGCUUGGCAACCAGGUUUUGUGGUUUUAAAACCAAUUAUUAACGACUUGGUUAGCACCGCAUUCACAGAAAUAUUUAAUAAGAACUUCAGGUACUUCCCAUUCCAUGAAUUGUUCCCGUAAAACCCCUGCUAUAGGCAUUCAAUGUGAAUAAUUACUUACAUUAUUGGAAACCAUAAUUUUUGAAUCUAAGUCAUUUGUUGUAAAUUUUAAUUAAGGAUUUAUUUACAAUAUGUAUUGUUUAUAAUAAAUGUGUACAUAUUAA